GCGUCUGCUUUACCUUAACUUUCGUAUGGAUGGAAUUGGAUGGUUGUGUUGGGUUGGCCGUGCAAGUUUGAUGCCUGAGAGAGAAGUUUGGCUGUAAAUGGUUGUGUGUGAUGAACUCUAGAGUCAGUUUUUGUAAUUAGAAGGUGUGAAAAGUGUGGAAUUGAGAGUGUGUGUGUGUUUUCUUUCCGAGUGAAGCAAUCGGCUCCUUCUUCCUCUUCCUGGUCCCAGUUGUGUACAGCUCGAGUCGGCGUCGAUGGAAACGAUAGCAUUCAUUCCCUGUUUGCGAUGAUUAUUUGUCCGUACGAUUGAGUUGUUAUAAAAGUCGUGAGUAUCUCGUCGGUUAAUUUAUUCGCCUGAAAAUGAGCUGCAGCUACAUUCAAGUUGCUGAGGAUGAGACUGAGGAGCCCAUAGAACUCCCAACUGAGGAUGACAGUGCGCUGUUACUCAGCACAUUGGCUGCCCAAUUUCCAGGUGUUUCGGGGCUAAAGUACAGAGCUCCAGAAUCUCGCUCAAUGAGAGGAGUCAGGCUUCUAGAGGGAAGGUUUCAGCCACCGGAGGAUGGUUGGGGGAACCACAUCUACAUCUGUGUUUUCCCUAAAGAAAACAAACGAAAGUCAGAUGACCAUCCUGAAAACUCUACAGCCAAAACUAAACGGAUGGAAAUGAGGCUCAAGUGUUCUGACCUCAUUGUGCUUGGAUUACCUUGGAAAACAUCUGAGCAAGACUUGAGAGUAUAUUUUGAAAACUUUGGUGAACUUUUGAUGGCACAGGUCAAGAAGGAUGCAAAAACUGGCCAAAGCAAAGGUUUCGGCUUCAUCCGUUUUGCCAAUUACGAUUCUCAAGUCCGCGUUCUUUCUCAGCGGCACCUUAUUGACGGUCGGUGGUGUGACGUAAAAAUUCCCAACUCGAAAGCGGGAGGCACCCCACAAGUACCGUGUAAAGUAUUCGUUGGCCGCUGCACUGAAGAUAUCACCGCAGAUGAUCUACGCGAUUAUUUUUGCAAGUUCGGAGAAGUGACAGACGUAUUUAUCCCGAAACCGUUCCGGGCAUUUUCGUUUGUCACCUUCUUGGAUCCCGAAGUUGCCCAGUCGCUGUGCGGGGAGGAUCAUAUCAUCAAAGCAGGUACGUCGGUGCACGUAAGCAACGCCGCACCCAAGACGGACAUUUCUUCGCGCUAUACCACUUACCAGCAGCCUCCUGCCCAUCACCACCAUCAUGCCCAUCAACAGCAGCAACAGCAGCAUCACCAUCAUCAGCAACAACAGCACCACCAUCACGCCCAGCAGCAGCAACAACAGCACCACCAUCAUCAUCACCACCACGCCCAGCAGCAGCAACAACAGCAACAGCAGCAGUAUGGUCACCAGCAACAUCACACUCCACCGCAUAGUCACGGAAUGGGCCCACCAGGUCCGUCUCGAGGACCGCCCGCCAUUCCCUACACCGGAGUACUCCGCGGCCCAGGUCUCGGAGGAGAUGGCAUGACUUCUAAAGGUGGCCCAUGGGGUGCAGCAGGAGGUCCGGGUGGAGCAUCGGCCGGAGCGACGGCCAAUCCGUACCACCACCAGGGACCAAAUCCGUUUCAUCAAGGUGCAGCACCCGGUACUAACUCGGACUGGUGGCAUUCGAGUGGAGGUGGACCGUCUCCAUACCAACCGUCGUCGGUGGGAGGGGCGUGGUCGGGUCAACCGCCUCCGCAUCAACACAGCAAUCGUCCACACACGGACCUGCCUAAUUUAGCCGCACUGGGGUCGUCUUUAGGUCUGACGGCAGCCACGGCGGGCAGUCCGGCUCCACCAGGUGCUGCCCAAUUGACGAGCAUGGGAGCCCUUAACUUGGGAGCCCUUCCAGUUGGAUCAGCUUUAGUAGCGGCUGCUUUGAACCAGGCCGGAUGGGGUGGAUUGUUCAGUAGCUUGCAAGGACCGCAAGCUCCGCCUCCGCAACAACAACAGCAACAACAGCAGCCGCAAGAUGGAUCUGGAGGUCCCGGUAGUUACCCGACAGCGGCCCAACAGCAUCAACAACAUCAAGCCAUGGCUUCGGUGGGCAUGCCGUUACCAGCUCCAAACAACGGACCUGGCGGAGGAGCUUCGGGACUUUUAGGUUGGGGGGAAAGUCCCGGACCGGUGACAGUGGCAACGGCAAGUGGCGUGCAGCAACAACAACAGCAGCCCCAACAGACGGGCACUCCCCAAUCGCAACAACAACAGCAGCAACAGCAACAGGCUCCAUGGGGCCAAAGGCAACAGCAGGAAGACCCCGGUCCUAAAGGACCUCCCUACACCAUGAAAUACAAUUAGUCGUAUCAGUCACACCGGGUCGGAAAGGAAAACCAAAAGAAAAACAGUGCGAAUAAAAAAAAGGAAAUUCUAAUGGCUGAAAAUGAUGCGCGCCAAAAAUGUGAUCGUCAAAUCUGAUUGUGCGAGAUAAGUAAGAGAGAUGAUGUACGUGUCAUGGCCGCCCGAAUUUUGCGAAUGGGCUGAUUGAUGAAAAAUCGAGACUGACUGAAGAAGCGUUUGAUUGGUUGAUUGAUUGUGGUCGUAUCAUGUGUGAAUUUUUCACUCUUCUUUUUUUUAAUGAUAGUAAGAAGAUUUUUUUUUUUUUUUACAAGUAACGAGUUGUUGUGUGUCCUUUGUUUACAACUUUCCUCCCCCUACACCUUCCGCCAUCUUUUUUUGUGUGUGCGUAUGUCCCCCUGCGUCAAUGUGUGGUCCAUCCACCUCCGUGUUUGACUCUUAACCUUAGAAAUUGGAUCCACGAAAAGUAUAAGAGGAUAAAAAAACAAAAACAAACAAGGAGAUAUUAUUUAGCCAGGUGUGUCUGUGUGUGUGUGUGUAUUCUCUUUUGGUUAGGUGUAUUUGUUUUUCAUCAACGCGUUUGCUUGGGUAAAUUUUUAAUUGUUUCAUUUUUUUUUAUCAACAUAAAAUCAACAAAAAAAAAAAGAACGUUUGUAUUUUUCGUUUCGGCUUUGGGUUCCAGUGUUUCUUCGUGGGGAAGCUCUUCUGUCUAGGUGGUUCAGUCUCAAGGAAUCCCUCGUGCUCCUGGCAUCCUGGAAGGAACAGUUUUUUCGGCUGUCGGUCGGAGUUUUCAUUUGACUUGAGUUCAGUCUAUCCAUUGGGCCCCACUUAGAAAUUAGACAACAUUUCGGGGAAAGAAUUAUUAGAUUCGUUUGUGACGUGUGUACUUGUGUAGGAAAAUGCGAACCUAAUAGGCUACACCACAAUUUCUUGUGCUUACAGGUGCAUAGCUUAGGAGAGAGAGAGAUUUAUUUAUUCUGCGCAAAUAACGAACGAAAGAUUGAAAAGAAAAACCAUUUUAAGAGCAUUUAUUUAAAAAGUGUAAAGAGCAACUAGAGAAAGGAAUGAAAAGAACCGAAUGAUUGUUGCGAUGUUUUUUUUCUUACCGAAAUUGUGGCCAAGUUUCGAAUGGGUCGCAAAAGGUAAACUCAAAACAUUUCUACGUUUGUCGCCGUGUGUUUGAAUCAAGUCGUCGAUUUUCGCCCAGAAUGUCAUUAAAAUUCUCUUUAUUUUUUAUUCGUCACGUGUGUUGUGUGUGUGUGUGUUUAUUUUCUUCUCCCUCCCCGUUUCUUUUGCUGUGGCUCCCCUUUUAAUAACCAAUCGUUUUGAUGAUUGGUUAGUUUCUGUCUCCAACGUAACUGCAGUGUGUGUGUGUCUGUGUUAUCCAUUCAUGAUUGUGUGUAAAAAAAAAAAACCCGCCACACCAAGACUUUUUUUUUUUUUUUUAAUUUGAGAAUUUGGAAGGUGGAAGAUUGUCAGCACAGAAAAGUUAAACAGCUAUGACACCACCACCACAUUAAAAACUUCUCUUUCGUGUCACUAUGUAUAUCUAUAUAUUGCAAUACACACCAUUUCGUCACACGUCGAA
This is a messenger RNA of Daphnia magna, 3885 nucleotides long. Its product is annotated as heterogeneous nuclear ribonucleoprotein 27C. Lineage: Eukaryota; Metazoa; Arthropoda; Branchiopoda; Diplostraca; Daphniidae. The transcript has 8 exons. Gene Ontology annotation, molecular function: RNA binding. Gene Ontology annotation, biological process: regulation of gene expression. The coding region runs from base 360 to 2300 and encodes 646 amino acids. Gene Ontology annotation, cellular component: nucleoplasm. The record is from RefSeq and is a predicted model, not a curated record.